Molecule: messenger RNA, 2004 nt
Organism: Triplophysa dalaica
Lineage: Eukaryota; Metazoa; Chordata; Actinopteri; Cypriniformes; Nemacheilidae
Gene: sp5l
Product: Sp5 transcription factor-like
Exons: 2
Coding region: 283-1371 (362 amino acids)
Biological process (GO): regulation of transcription by RNA polymerase II
Molecular function (GO): DNA-binding transcription factor activity, RNA polymerase II-specific; RNA polymerase II cis-regulatory region sequence-specific DNA binding
Source: RefSeq, a predicted model, not a curated record
UCAAAAGGAGGAGUCCUGGAUUGAAAGCCGCUGGUUUUGAAAAAGGGACUCAGAAGACCGAACGAGCAAGAGCGCACAGUUGUCAACGACUCCACAUCUGAAAGGACAGUCUAGCUGGUGUGAGGAGACAGCAUCUAAGGAUUAUUGCUCACAAAUACAUCACGAUAACGAGUUUUGCGGACAAGCCGGGCGUGGAUCAUUGCGCGAUUUCUACUUUACAUCUCACUUUGGCACGGCGCGCGCUUUACGCAGGUGUGGAUUUCUUGAGCAACCGGUGUACAGAUGGCUGCUUUAACCUUAUCGAGAGCGGACAAUUUUCUUCACAAUUUCUUACAGGAUCGCACCCCCAGCUCUUCUCCAGAGAGUGGCCCUAGCGCCCUUUCCUUUUUGGCCACCACAUGCAGUCAAGCCUGGCAAGAGGGGUCACAGGUCCCCUACGAGGGGCCAGUGGCAUCCGCAUCCAGCAUGUUUCAGCUCUGGAGCAACGACAUGGCACCUAACUCCAGCCUGAGUGCCCACCAGAUGACCUUCACAGUACCUAAGGUGCAGUUCCCUGGACACAUGCAGCCCAGCCUGGGCUCCCAUUCCCAUCAUCAUCACCACCACCACCAUCACCACCACGAGUUACCUCUCACUCCCCCGGCCGAGCCUCCGUCUGCAUACUCCUUUGAGCUAUCUCCAGUAAAGAUGCUCUCCUCCCAGGCACAGGGUAGUGCACCAUACUAUGCACAGCACAAUGCUGUGACUCAGAACUUUCCCACCUUCCUCCAAAACACUUCAUCCAGACCUCACCUUCCCGGCGGGCACGUUGAGGACGGCCAGCAGUGGUGGAGUCUCCCUCAAGGUAACAGCACAGCCUCAGGUCACCCUUUCUCUCUGGGUAGGCAGCUAGUUUUGGGCCACCAGCCCCAAAUUGCAGCCCUGCUGCAGGGCACAUCAAAGGGUCUGUUGGGCUCCACGCGCCGGUGUCGCAGGUGCAAGUGCCCGAAUUGCCAAUCCACAGGAAGCGGCAGUGCUGCGCUGGAGUUUGGAAAGAAAAGACUGCACAUUUGCCACAUUCCAGAUUGUGGGAAGGUCUACAAAAAGACCUCACACUUGAAGGCACACCUGCGUUGGCACGCCGGCGAGCGACCCUUCAUCUGCAACUGGCUCUUCUGCGGAAAAAGCUUCACGCGCUCGGAUGAGCUGCAGCGGCACCUGCGCACGCACACCGGGGAGAAGCGCUUCGGCUGUCAGCAGUGUGGAAAAAGGUUCAUGCGUAGUGACCACCUCUCCAAGCAUGUGAAGACCCACCAGAGCAGGAAGAGCCGGUCCAGUCAGCCUCCUCACAGUGGAAGUGAUGCAUUGCUAAGCAACAUUAAGAGAGAAUAAAAAUUAUAGAACAAAGACUGCACAAUGCAAAAGAACUCACUGUAGAGUCUUUUGACUAUCAGGGAGGAGACUACACAUGAAGCAGCUAAAGUGUUUUAGCAUAAAUGGCAUACAAAUGUGUGUCUAUGUUUUUUAAACAGAUAUUCCAAAAAGCAAUAGAAAGAAAACACUGUAGGAGUGUUCGCACACCACGCUGCACUGAAGAAAAUAUGCUGCUUAUUGGGGACUUUAGAGACUUAAAACUACAUUCAAGGUUUUAUUUUGCCUGUGAUUUGUUAGCUGAUAAAAGCAACAUAAUUUCAUGCCACUGUAUGCAGAGAUGUCUCAUGACCAAACUUUUCCCUUGCACAUUUAUUUAAACUUAAAUCAAAUAAUUUUGAAAAAAAAUUCUAAACUCAGCUGAAAUGUUUUUUUUACUAUAUGGUUAUAAGAUUGCUGUUUGUUUACAUGUUGUUGUCGCUUUGGGUUUGAACGGUACUUUCUUGUUUAGGGAAUUGCUGCCUUAUAAAAUAAUUCUGGUUGCAACCAGUCAAAUUUGCCAACACCAUUCCUUUGCCGAAUCUAUUUCCCUUCAAAUGUAAAUUCCAAAUAAAUAAUAGCUAUAGUUUUCAAAAGUGAAAUCCAAUGUAUAUA